AUGUUGAAGUCACUGGUGAUGAUAAUCCUACACCAAGCGAUCAUUCCCCCUACGGCCGAUGGUGUUGUGUUAAACUUGGCUCGGAGAAAACUAACCAAUGUAACAGCAGACAUGUUCAACUCUAGCAUAACCACUUUAUUGCUCCAUAUGAAUAACAUAGCAGAGAUAGAGCAUGGGACGUUUUCUGGUUUGCAAUCAUUGGAAGAGUUAAACUUGUCUGAAAAUAAACUGGCAAUAUUGACACAUGGUAUGUUUGGUAAUCUUAAAUCACUAACAUUUCUGUUUCUAUCUGAUAAUGCUAUAUCUCAAAUAGAAAGAGAUACCUUUUCUGGUUUGCAAUCAUUGGAACAAUUAGACUUGUCCUACAAUAGACUCAAAAUAUUGACACCUGGUAUGUUUGGUAAUCUUACAUUACUAAGAAUCCUGGGUCUAUCUCAUAAUUAUAUAUCUACAAUAGAGGCAGAUACAUUUUCUGGUUUGCAGUCAUUGGAACAAUUAGACUUGUCUUACAAUAGACUCAAAAUAUUGACACCUGAAUCGGACACCUUUUCUGAUUUGCAAUCAUUGGAAAAGUUAUAUUUGUCUAAAAAUAGACUGACAAUAUUGACAACGGGCAUGUUUAGCAAUCUGACAUCACUGGUAGAACUUUGGCUUCGCAGCAAUGAAAUAGAUAAGUUAGAAUCUGAUACCUUUUCUGGUUUGCAAUCAUUGGAAAAGUUAUACCUGUAUGAUAAUAAACUUACAAUAUUGACAACGGGCAUGUUUAGCAAUCUAACAUCACUGGUAGAACUUUGGCUACACACCAACGAAAUAGAUAAGUUAGAAUCUGAUACCUUUUCUGGUUUGCAAUCAUUGGAACGAUUAUACUUGUUAAACAAUAAACUGACAAUAUUGACACAUGGUAUGUUUGAUAAUCUUGCAUCACUGGCAGAGCUGUCUCUAACUAGUAAUGAUAUAUUCCAAAUAGAAUCCAAUGCUUUUUCUGGUUUGAAAUCAUUGGAAAAGUUAUACUUGAAUGGAAACAAACUUUCAAUAUUGACAACGGGCAUGUUUAGCAAUCUAACAUCACUGGUAGAACUUUGGCUACGCAGCAACGAAAUAGAUAAGUUAGAAUCUGAUACCUUUUCUGAUUUGCAAUCAUUGGAAACGUUGAUCUUGAAUGACAAUAAACUGACAAUAUUGACAACUGGUAUGUUUGGUAAUCUUACAUCACUGAAAAAGCUGUCACUGGAUAGUAACAAUAUAUCUCAAAUAGAAUCGGAUUUCUUUUCUGGUUUGCAAUCAUUGGAAGAAUUAGACUUGUCUUACAAUAAUCUUGAACAUCUUCCGGCCGACAUAUGCCAAGGCAUGUCAAAUAUUAAUGAAUUAACCCUGAUUGGAAAUAAUAUAACGUCUGUGUCAGAUGAAUACAUCAAUAAUAUAACUGCAAUAAGGGACAAUGACCUAUGCUCAAGGAACAUAGAGACCACCUCUUCAUCUACCAUUUUCCCAACAGAAGACAUCACUGUACCAUCUACACAAUUGUACAUUCAAACAGCGGAAGUAUCCAUUCAAUCAACAAUAGCAUCGAUUCAACCAUCACAAAAAUCCAUAAAACCAACACAUGCAUCUUAUCAACAAACAGAGGCAUCCAUUCAACCAACACAGGCAUCCGCUCAAUUAACACAAUCAUCCAUUCAACCAGCACAUGCAUCUAAUCAACCAACACAAGCAUCCACUCAACCAACACAGGCAUCCAUUCAACCAACACAAGCAUCCACUCAACCAACACAGGAAUCUCCUCAACCAACAGAGGCAUCUUCCCAACCAACACAGGCAUCCAUUCAACCAACACAGGCAUCUGCUCAACCAACACAUACAUCCAAUCAACCAACAGAGGCAUCCGCUCAAUUAACACAAUCAUCCAUUCAACCAGCACAUGCAUCCAAUCAACCAACACAAGCAUCCACUCAACCAACACAGGCAUCCAUUCAACCAGCACAUGCAUCCAAUCAACCAACACAAGCAUCCACUCAACCAACACAAGCAUCCACUCAACCAACACAGGAAUCUCCUCAACCAACAGAGGCAUCUUCCCAACCAACACAGGCAUCCAUUCAACCAACACAGGCAUCUGCUCAACCAACACAUACAUUCAAUCAACCAACACAGGCAUCCGCUCAAUUAACACAAUCAUCCAUUCAACCAACACAGGCAUCUCCUCAACCAACACAAGCAUCCACUCAACCAGCACAGAUAUCUCCUCAACCAAUACAAGCAUCCAUUCCACCAACGGGGGCAUCUGCUCAACCACCACAUGCAUCCAAUCAACCAACACUGGCAUCCGUUCAACCAACACAGACAUCCAAUCAACCCACACAGGCAUCCGUUCAAUCAACACAAUCAUCCAUUCAACCAACAAAGGCAUCCAAUCAACCAACACAGGUAUCCACUCAACCAAAACAUGCAUCCAAUCAACCAUCACAGGCAUCAAUUAAACCAACACAGGCACUCGCUCAACCGACACAGUCAUCUAAUCAACCAACGCAGGCAUCCACUCAACCAACACAGGCAUCCAUUCAACCAACACAGCCAUUCUCUGAGACAACAGGGUCAUAUUUAGUAUCUUCCCUAUCACAUGAUAAUUCCAUAAUCAUUGGCUUAGCUUGUGGGAUUCCAGCGUUAGGUGUAAUUAUCAUUAUUCUUUUAUGUAUCGUAUUCUACCUUCUGAAAACAAGACAAUCAAAUACGUCUGUUCGAACAAGUGAAAGAACCGGAGAUAAAACAUGGGCGGAAUCAGAUGAAGAAUUGAAACAUGAAUAUCUGUUUAUGUAA
Molecule: messenger RNA, 2814 nt
Organism: Owenia fusiformis
Lineage: Eukaryota; Metazoa; Annelida; Polychaeta; Sabellida; Oweniidae
Source: the annotation of a GenBank genome assembly